AUGAGCGACAAAAGCGUUACUCUCACUGCUCACCGAGCUUUGGCUCUUCCAGAAAUUGUGGGUGAAAUCCUCUUUUGGGUCGAAAGGGACACUAGAAACACCAGAAUAUGGCAUCUCGGACGUUGCUUACUGAACUGCGCCUUGGUAAACAAGACGUGGUGCCAUGAAGCGAUACGUAUCUUGUGGAGCGACAUGGAAGUACAUGGGAAAUCACUCAACGAGAUCAUGAUACCAAUCUCCCCCGACCGCCGCCAGAAUUAUGCCAACCUUGUGAAGAAGGCAGCGGUAUUAACAUACAGCGAGGCGACUGAAAAGAUAGUACAGCCAGCUUUGGAAAAUGUGAUCUUCCCGCAGUUACACACUUUACACCUUCUUCUAGUCUUUCGUGACUUGAGCACUGAGGAGUGUAUCCGCACCCUAAAUUUAAACAUACCCAAUCUCCGGACGCUUCACAUCAAUUAUUGGAUUGCACCCAUGUUUCUAUAUCCUGACCAAUGGGACUAUCUCACUGAGCGGAUUUCGGUGAUCUUUCCGGGGUUGCUAAAUGUUCGAAUUGAGAUGCCAGUGAUACUUUAUCUUUCAGGGUUUGAGGCUCUAUCUGAAAGCCUGCCGAACUUGGAAUCUAUCGAGUUUGAGGAUAUAGUGUCCCAGUGGGAGGAAACUGAUGUCGAGGAUUUGGACGAUGAGAGUGCGGAUGAAUUCUGA
Penicillium vulpinum is the source of this 705-nucleotide messenger RNA. RefSeq lists its product as uncharacterized. The transcript is spliced from 2 exons. Bases 1 to 705 code for a protein of 234 amino acids. NCBI's taxonomy places the organism in Eukaryota, Fungi, Ascomycota, Eurotiomycetes, Eurotiales, Aspergillaceae. The record is from RefSeq and is a predicted model, not a curated record.